AAUACUAUAUAGCAUAUACCAAAACUCUGGUGCAUCAUUGGAUCGGAGAAAAGGUCCGGACUUGAGGCUCGUUACGCCGGCGAAGACUCAUCGGAAACUAUUCAGAUCAGACGGAAGAAGGAGGGCUCGAUGAAGAGCAGAUUGAAGAGCUACAAGAGGAAGAAGCUAGGGUUAGCCACAGUCAUCAUCUUCUGUUCACUCUGUUUCCUCAUCGGGUUCUACGGUUCCACUCUACUGUCUCAGAAUGUGCCUGGAGUUAGACCCAGGUUGAGAAUGUUGGAGAUGGUGGAAAAUGGAGAAGAAGAAGCUGGCUUGAUGCCUCAUGGUGUUACUGGAGAGGAAUCUGUCGGAUCGAUCCCAUUUCAGGUACUGAGUUGGAAACCUAGGGCUAUAUAUUUUCCGAAUUUUGCAAGUGCAGAACAAUGCCAAACUAUAAUUGAGAGGGCCAAGAUUAAUCUGAAGCCUUCUGCUUUGGCUCUCCGGAAAGGAGAAACUGCUGAGAGCACUAAAGGCACUAGAACAAGCUCAGGAACUUUUAUCAGUGCUUCAGAAGAGAGUACUGGUGCUCUGGAUUUUGUCGAAAGGAAAAUUGCAAGAGCUACGAUGAUCCCAAGGACCCAUGGAGAGGCAUUCAAUAUUUUACGGUAUGAACUUGGCCAAAAGUAUGAUUCCCACUAUGAUGUUUUCAACCCAACAGAAUACGGACCACAACCAAGCCAAAGGAUUGCUUCCUUCUUGUUGUACCUAUCUGAUGUAGAAGAAGGUGGCGAAACCAUGUUCCCAUUUGAGAACGGUGCUAAUAUGGGCAGCGGAUAUGAUUACAAGAAAUGUGUCGGGCUUAAAGUAAAGCCUCGCAGAGGAGAUGGUCUUCUAUUUUAUUCCGUGUUUCCAAAUGGAACGAUUGAUCAGACUUCGCUUCACGGGAGUUGCCCGGUGACUAAAGGAGAGAAAUGGGUAGCAACUAAGUGGAUAAGAGACCAAGAACAGCAAGACUAACUGUCUUUUCUUACCAUAUAUCUCACAGCUUCUAUCUUUUGAGAAUGGAUCCAUUAUGUACAGUUCUUCGCCAAAACAGUGUAACUAUUGAGUUUCCUUAUAAUGUGAAUGAUACGGAGCUUAAACCCAUUGAAGGUUAUACUUUUA
This is a messenger RNA of Eutrema salsugineum, 1143 nucleotides long. RefSeq names its product probable prolyl 4-hydroxylase 9. Gene Ontology annotation, molecular function: iron ion binding; procollagen-proline 4-dioxygenase activity; L-ascorbic acid binding. The transcript has 8 exons. Lineage: Eukaryota; Viridiplantae; Streptophyta; Magnoliopsida; Brassicales; Brassicaceae. Gene Ontology annotation, cellular component: endoplasmic reticulum. Bases 130 to 996 code for a protein of 288 amino acids. Gene Ontology annotation, biological process: peptidyl-proline hydroxylation to 4-hydroxy-L-proline. The record is from RefSeq and is a predicted model, not a curated record.